Pelmatolapia mariae (spotted tilapia) is the source of this 1246-nucleotide messenger RNA. Its product is annotated as cornifelin homolog B-like. Lineage: Eukaryota; Metazoa; Chordata; Actinopteri; Cichliformes; Cichlidae. The record is from RefSeq and is a predicted model, not a curated record. The coding region runs from base 235 to 657 and encodes 140 amino acids. The transcript has 5 exons.
CCAGAGUGGGAGUUGUUAUUGCAGCAUUUGUGGUAACAUUUAAACAUUUAAGGCUCUCUGAUGUUUGCCCCUGCUCCUGUACUUCAAGUUGUAAACUUGUUUGCUGUGAUCUUUCACUCAUCUGGCCGGACCACGCCACCAUAUUUGGAUUCUCAGAGAAACUGAAUCCUGCAAAUAUUAAGCUUCCUGGAUUAAACUACAGUGUGACAAAGAAAGAGAGAAGAAGAAGAAGUCAUGGCUACCAUCCACCAGCAGACCACCGAGGUGGUGACAGUCACCAGGGCUUUUCAAAACUCCAGCCAAUGGAGCACCGACCUCUGUGACUGCUGCUCUGAUAUGGACACCUGUUGCUGCGGCUUUUGGUGUUUCCCCUGCAUGCAGUGCGUGACAGUUAGUAAACAUGGAUGGUGCUGCUGCGCGCCACUCCUGGAUAUUUGCGGCGUGGUGUCCUGCUUACUCCGCCAGUCCAUCAGAGAGCAACACAACAUCGAAGGUUCUGGCUGUGAGGACUGGUGCACAGUACUUUUCUGUUACCCGUGUGCCUGGUGCCAAAUGCAUCGUGAGCAGAAGAUCAGGGAGAACCAGCCCGCCAGCGCAACUGUGGUCACCACGCAGGUCAUUCGUGGAUAUGGUACAACCAGUUUGGCUGUUGACUAAGGGUCUAUGUCACCACUGAAGCCAUAUUUUUUGACUUUUGCUGACUUAUUAAUGUGCUGAAUGGUAUAUGAGGAAAGAUUUAUGUCUGGCCAUAAAAAUACUUCUAUUUUACACAAUAUUGUGGCUGUUAUUGUAAUAGUCUUCUUCUACAGAACUCAGUUUAACCAGUGUUCAAAUAAAAGCUAUUCAAAUUCACUAUUGUGGUAUGACAGUGAUAAGGACAUCGUAAGUAAGACCUUCCAUACUUCUCUUUAUAUACUCAUGUUAUAGUAAAUUUACUGUACAGUGGGUGAUGGUCAUUACCCAUUGCUCAUUUUUGAUGCACUUCCCAAUCACACAACACUUUAGAGUAUUGGAGGAAACUGCUUUGUGCUUAUUCUUUGACAGUAUUUACAUCUAUCUUUGUGUUCCUGCCAUCACCAGUAUAAACAAGGUGACUUCCAUCCACAAACUCAUGAUUGUAGUUAGUUUCAGCACUUCACUGUAACGUGCUUCCUUCUACUUUCUUUUUCUCAUGAUCAGUCCUGAAUAUAAAGUAAUGAGGGGUGGGUCAAGACAUCUGCACAGUACUGUAUCUGUUUUAUUUGAA